GCGCCGCCGCUCCGGGGCCCGCCCAGCCCCUCCCGCCUCCUCCGGGGGGGUCCCGGGGGGUCCCGGGGGGUCCCGGGGGGUCCCGGGGUCUCUUUGGGGGUCCCGGGGCUCUCUGGGGGUCCCCGGAAGGGGGGAGGGGGUGUCGGUGGGGGAGGGGCGAUGGCGGAGCCGCUGCUGCGCCGGACCUGGAGGCGCCUGAGGCGGAGAGAGCGGAGCGGGGCCCGGGCGGGGCCGGAGCGGAGCCCCUGGGGAGGGGGAUCCGUCCAGAGCGGCUCCAGGGAACCCCAAAACCGCCCUGAGGAACCCCAAAAUCACCUUGAGGAGCCCCAAAAUCGCCCAGAGGAGCCCCAAAAUCGCUUUGGAGAGCCUCGGGAUCAUCGUGGGGAGCCCCAAAAUCGCCUUGAGGAACCCCAAAAUCAUCGUGGGGAGCCCCAAAAUCGCUGCAAAGAGCCCAAAAUCGUCAUGGGGAACCCCGAAAUCGUCAUGGGGAGCCCCAAAAUCGCUUUGGAGAGCACCCAAACUGCCGUGAGGAGCCCCAAAACGUCCGUAGGGAGCCCCAAAACCACCGCGAGGAGCCCCAAAACCCCCGAGGAGCCCCAAAAUCAGCAUGGAGCACCCCAAAACCACCGUAAAGAGCCCCAAAACCACCGCAAGGAGCCCCAAAAUCGCUUCGGAGAGCCCCAAAACCGCCGUAAAGAGCCCCAAAAUCACCACGGGGACCCCCAAAAUCUCUCUGGGGACCCCCAGAAUCGCUGCCGGGACCCCCCCGAGGAAGAAGCCGAGGCCGAGGCCGGGCCCGGGGGGCGCUCCCCAAUUUUGGGGGGUCCCGGGCGAGCCCCCGGGCCCGGGGCGUACCUGCAGAGCCUGGAGAGCAGCAGCCGGCGCUGGCUGCUGGCGGCCGCGGGGACAGGCGACACCAGCGCCACCCGCAGGGCCACCAGGGCCACCCGCGGGGACAAGGACACGGCCCGAGGGGACAUUUGGUACAACCCCAUCCCCGAGGAUGAGGAUGAUGAAGGGACCGCAGGGGAGGUGACACCGCCGCGGGCCGUGGGGACAGCGGAGGGACGGCAGGAGGAGGAGGAGGGAGGGGACAGGCGGGGACAGGCCGAAGGGCAGCCUCCGGACCCCCCCUCUCCCCCCUGCAAGAGCCGCCCCCUCCCCAAGCUCCGCGCCCCCGGCCCCGUGCGCCGCCUCUCGCUGAAGAUGAAACUCCCGGAGCUGCGGCGGAGGCUGAGCCUGAGGAGGGGUCCCCAGAGCCCGGGGGUCCCCGCCGAGCCCCCCGAGACCCCCGAACCCCGCAACGUCCUCAGCCGCUACCACCUGGACAGCAGCGUGGCCUGGCCGCUGACCACCGCAGUGACCACAGCAGCGACCACCGCAGUGACCACAGCAGCGACCACCGCAGUGACCACCGCAGUGACCACCACAGUGACCACCGCAGUGACCACCGCAGUGACCACCGCAGUGACCACCGCGCGCUCCGGCCGCUCCGGCCGCUCCGGCCACCGCAGCGACGGCGACUCCCCGCAGCUCCGCGCCGGACACGGGCGGGCUCCGAGCGGUCCCGGGGGUCCCGGCAGUCCCGGGGGUCUCGGGGCUCCCGGUGCUCUCGGGUGUCCCGGGGUUCUCGGUGGUCUCACGGCUACUGGUGGUCUCAGGGCUCCCGGGGGUCUCAGGGCUCCGGGUGCUCUCGGGAGCCCCGGGGGUCCCGGUGGUCUCAGGGCUCCCGGGGGUCCCGAGGCUCCCGGUGCUCUCGGGGCUCCCGGUGCUCUCGGGGGUCCCGGGGGUCCCGGUGGUCUCAGGGCUCCCGGUUCUCUCAGGGCUCCCGGUGCUCACAGGGCUCCGGGGGUUCCCGGUGGUCUCACGUCUCCCGGUGCUCUCGGUGCUCCCGGCAGUCCUGCCGAUCCCGUCGAUCCCGAGGGUUUGGAUUUGGGCUCUUUCCGCCCUUACGGAGACCCCCCCUCGCGGUGUCCGGCGGUGUCCGGCCUGCUCGGUGUCCGGCUGCGGGGGCUGCGGCCGGCGUGGCCGGAGCGGAUCCGCUGCGUGCUGCAGGUGGACGGCGAGAGCCGCGCCCGGACCGCGCUGCUGCCCGCGGCCGCCGCCUUCGUGCGCCUCGAGCACCGCUUCAGGCUGCAGCUGGAGCGGGCGCGGCGGCUCCGCCUGGCCGUGAUGGGCCGGGACGGGAGCGCCGGCAGCGACCGCCUGCUCGGACACGGCACCGUGGGGCUGGCAGAGCUGCCCCGGGAGUUUGGGGGGUCGCCUGCUCGGACACGGCACCGUGGGGCUGGCAGAGCUGCCCCGGGGUGGCCGCACUCAGGCCCUGGCGCUGCAGCUCCGCCCCGGGGGGUGCUGUACUCGCAGCUGACCCUGCUGCAGCCUCCGGCCACUCCGGCCACUCCGGCCACUCCUGUGUCCCCUGUGUCCCCUCCUGUCCCCCCCCGGGUGUUCGGGGUGCCGCUGGGGGCGCUGCUGGAGCGGGAGGGGCGCCCCGGGCGGGCCCCGCUGAUCGUCAGCGAGAGCCUGCGGGAGAUCGAGCGGCGAGGGCUGGCCGUGGUGGGGCUGUACCGGCUCUGCGGCUCGGCCGCGGCCAAGAAGGAGCUGAGGGACGCCUUCGAGAGGGACAGCGCGGGGGUGGCGCUGUCCGAGCAGCUCUGGCCGGACAUCAACGUGGUCACCGGGGUCCUGAAGGAUUUCCUGCGGGAAUUGCCCACCCCGCUGGUGCCGCCCCGGCUGCAGCGCUCGGUGCUCGAGGCCAUGGCCCGGAGACCCCCCCGGGACCCCCCCGGGGACCCCACGGAGCUGCUGGAAUGUCUGGGAGCCCCGGAGAGGGCCACCCUGGGCCGGCUGCUGUCCCACCUGAGCCUGGUGGCCGCGCUGCGGCGCUGGAACCGCAUGGACAGCCGGAACCUGGCGCUGUGCUUCGGGCCCGUCCUGCUGCCCCCGCGCACCUGCCCAGGUGAGGCCACGCCCACCGCCAGGCCACGCCCAGCGGAGGGAGAGGAGGAGGAGGAGGAGGAGGAGGAGGGCGGAGCUGUGGAGUUCAAGAGACACCUGGAGGUGCUGCAUUACCUGCUGAGGGUGUGGCCAGUCCCCCCGCUCCCCGCCUGGGCCCAGUGCCCCCGGGGUGACCCCCCGGUGGUGGCCCUCGGUGACAAUCCCGUGGUGGCACCUAAGGACACCCCUGUGGUGGCAUCUGAGGACACUCCCGUAGUGGCACCUGUUGGGGACACUCCGGUGGUGGCACUUGGGGACGUUCCGGUGGCCCUUGGGGACAUUCCGGUGGUGGCGCGGUCGCGACCGAGGGGUCCCGAGAGCCCCCCCGGCCAUCGCUACGCGGGGGAUUGGAGCGACAGCGACAGCGACACCGCGGGGACAGAGGGGACAGCGGGGACAGAGGGGACAGUGGGGACAGAGGGGACACAGGGGACAGAGGGGACAGCGGCCCGAAACCGGCCCCAAAUCCCGCCCCAAAUCCCGUCCUGGACCCAACCCCAAAGCCGGUCCCCGUUCGGGGACAGCGACGGUGACAGCGACACCGCGGGGACAGAGGGGACAGUGGGGACAGAGGGGACAGCGGCCCUGAGUCCGCCCCAAAAAAUGCCCCAAAACCAACCCCAAAUCCCGCCCCAAAACUUCUCCCGGAUCCAACCCCAAACUCUGCCCCAAAUCCCGCCCCAAAACCUGUCCUGGAACCAACCCCAAAGCCGCUCCCAAAUCCUGCCCCAAAUCGCGCCCCAAAAUUCGCUGCAGACCCCGCCCCAAAGCCCGCCCAGGUCCCCGCCCCAAAACCCGCCCCAAGGCUGGACCCCACCCCAAAUCCUGCCCCAAAUCCUGCCCCAAAGCUCCCUCGGGUCCCAAACCCCGCCCAGGUCCCCACCCCAAAUCCGAUUUGGGGGCAGAGCCAGAUUUGGGGUCACAUUUGGGACUGGGGUCCCAUUUAGGGUCACAUUUGGGGUUGGGGACAGAUUUGGGGUCAGGGUCAGGUUUGGGGUCAGGUUUGGGGCCUCAUUUGGGGUCGGAUUUGGGGUUGGGGUCAGGUUUGGGGUCAGGGCAGGAUUUGGGGCCGGAUGGGGUCGGGGUCGGGUUUGGGGUCAGGGCCGGAUUUGGGGUCAGGUUUGGGGUCAGGGCCAGGAUUUGGGGUCGGGUUUGGGGUCAGGGCUGGAUUUGGGGUCAGGUUUGGGGCCGGAUUUGGGGUCAGGUUUGGGGUCGGGUUUGGGGUCAGGUUUGGGGUCAGGUUUGGGGUCAGGUUUGGGGCCGGAUUUGGGGUCAGGGUCAGAUUUGGGGUCAGGGUCAGGUUUGGGGUCGGGGCCCCGGCUGACCCUGAAGGAUUUCGAUGCCCUGAUCCUGGAGCUGGAGCGGGAACUGGGGACACGGCCGGACGUGGGGCUGGGACAUUGGGGACACCCAGGGGACACUGGGGACAUCGAGGACACGGCCGGACAUGGGGCUGUGACACUGAAAGGACAUCGUGGGGACAUCGAGGACAUCAAGGGGACAUCAAGGGGACACGGCCGGACGUGGAGCUGUGACACCGAGGGGACAUCGGGGACAUCGAGGGGACAUCGAGGGGACAUCGAGGACACAGCCAGAUGUGGGGCUGUGACACUGAGGGGACAUCGGGGACAUCGAGGGGACAUCGAGGAUGCCAAGAGGACACGGCCAGAUGUGGCCAGAUGUGACACCGAGAGGACAAUGGGGACAUCGUGGGGACAUCGGGGACAUUGUGAGGGCAUCGGGGACAUUGGGGACAUCGAGGGGACAUCGAGGGGACAUUCCCACCAAAAAUCCCCAAAAUCCCAAACGUCCCUGAAGCCCCUCCCCCCAUCAGGGCCACCAAUGUCCCCUCGGUGUCCCCUCAGUGUCCCCUCGGUGUCACCUCCCCGUCUUUGUCACUGUCCCCAAACUGUCACUGCAAUAAAGGACACGGCUCUUUAUUCCCACGGGGGUGGCACUGCCCAAAGUGUCCCCAAAGUGUCCCCAAGGAGGGGUGGCACUGCCCGAAGUGUCCCCAAGGGGGGGUGGCACUGCCCAAAGUGUCCCCAAGGGGGGGUGGCACUGCCCAAAGUGUCCCCAAGGGGGGAUGACAGCACCCAAAGUGUCCCCAAGGGGUGGUGGCACUGCCCAAAGUGUCCCUUGAGGAGAUGACAGUCCCCAAAAUGUCCCCUGCCAGCCCUUGGGGUCAGUCUGGUGGCACUCGGUGACUCUUGAUGACCCUUGGGGACACUCAGUGACACUCGGUGACCCUUGGGGACACUCAGUGACACUCGGUGACCCUGGGUGACACUUGGUGACACUCGGUGUCCCCGGGUGUCCCUCAGACGGACACGGAGCCCUGCCGGGAGUAGCCGGGGCCCAGCAGGGCGGUGACAAGGACGGGAUGGCCUUGGGGACACUCGGUGACCCUUGGGGACACUCAAUGACCCUUGGGGACCCUUGGGGACAGUCAAUGACACUUGGUGACACUCGAUGACACUUGGGGACCCUUGGGGUCACUCGGUGACCCUUGAUGACGCUUGGUGGCAUUUCAUGACCCUCGGUGACCCUCAGGGACACUCAGUGACCCUCAAGGACCCUCAAUGACACUCAAUGACAUUUGGUGACACUUGGUGACCCUUGGGGACA
Molecule: messenger RNA, 5625 nt
Organism: Serinus canaria (Common canary)
Lineage: Eukaryota; Metazoa; Chordata; Aves; Passeriformes; Fringillidae
Product: nascent polypeptide-associated complex subunit alpha, muscle-specific form-like
Biological process (GO): signal transduction
Source: RefSeq, a predicted model, not a curated record